AGCAAGCUGAUCGUUCUGGGCCCUCGGUUUUUCUCCUCCUUUCUCCAACCACAAUACCUACUUACACAAUCCGAAAGACCUUGCCUUGGCUUGGAUAAGCAACCAGCAGCACUCCGUCAUACACCCUCCUCCAACCACGUCUCACGUCCGUGACCUUCUAGGCAAGAACACGCGCGCCGCCCCCCCCCCUCCUCCUCCAUCCUUGAGUCCCCCGCGCACGACCGCUGAACGCUUGAACGCCGCAUUCUUCCCUGGACCUCGCUUCCUCGUGUCGGUCAUCCUUCGUCCGGACCUCUAACCGGAGCUCCCAUCCACACUCACACUCACACGCUUACCCCAAUAUCCCAUAUCCCCUUCCUCUCACCUACCUACUCCCCUUUCUAUUCUCAUCCCAUUCGAUCCAUAGGCGCGCAGAUAGAAUUACAAACUUGCACCUCUUCUCCCCUUCCCCCACCCCCAGUCAGAUAGAUAAGACCGAGAAAUGAGCCAAGCGGCCGCGACGGACCCCUCGCCGGCCCCAACCUCUCCUCCGUCCUUCUCCGAAGACGCAGCGGGAACAAACGCCAGUAACACUACAACGACAACCACCACCGCGACGGCGUCGCCAGCCCUGCAGCAUCAGCAGCAGCUAGACGAGGCCACGCCACCGACGGAUCAGGAGGUCCACGAGAUCACCACCACGCUCGCAGCAGCCGCUGCCGCCAAGGAUCCGGCCGCCGCCGCUAGUAUCACUACUACCGCUGCCUCUGCAUCUGCGAGUUCGUCGGGUGCCGCGCCCAAAGGUAUAUCCGCCACCACUACUGCUGCUACUAGCGAGACGAACGACGACAACAACAACAACGACAACGGUAACCCCAACCCAGAGGGUAUCCUGAUCCUCGACGACGACGAAGAGGUUACGAGCUACUGGGAUGCUGGAGCCAUGGCUCCCCUCAACUCAGUCUCUGCGGCGGCCAUCGCGCGCCUCAGACGAUAUGUACCGCCCGCGUUCCCACUCUGGGACCGACUCCCAGUGAGCCGCCGAGCGGCCGUUUUGAUUCUACUCUACGCCGACCGCAGGGGGGACUUGCGCGUCGUCAUCACGAUGCGCGCAGCCAGCCUGCGUAGCUUCUCCGGGCACGCCGCGUUCCCGGGAGGCAAGGCGGACACGCUGCAAGAAACACCAUACGAAAUCGCAAGAAGAGAAGCGUGGGAGGAAAUCGGCCUACCCAUGGACGACGCCCGCAUCCCGAAACCAUUCAAGAUCGAACCCCUCUGCUACCUCCCCUACAACCUCGCCCGCACAGAACUCGUCGUCCGUCCCUGCGUCGCCUUCCUCCACGCCGACGAGGACCCGGACGAAGACGACCCGAGCCCGCUCGUCGAGGAGCGCAUGAUCCCGCGUCUGGACGCCAAGGAAGUCGCAGCCGUCUUCUCCGCGCCCUUUCAGAACUUCCUCCGGUCCAGGGACGCAGACCUCCCCUCAUCGUCGUCCAAGGUCCUCCCGCCGGGCCACUGGUACGACGGCAGCUGGAUCCAAUGGAAAGAGCACCCCUGGCGCGUUCACAACUUUUAUGUCCCCGUAGACGACCAGCGCGUCACGACGCCGGGGAACGCGAUGGAGGUGGACCAUCCGCAGAGUAACCUUGCCGAGAAGCUCGAAGAGGAAAAGGAUAAAGAGGGUGGCGGGCGGUUUAAAGUAUGGGGUCUGACGGCGCAUAUGCUCGUCGACUGUGCGCGGAUCGCGUAUGGGAAGGAUCCCGAGUUUGAGUGUAAUGAGCACUUUGGCGAUGAGGAGAUUAUUUUGCAGGCGGAGAGGGAGGGGAGUUUGGUUGAGAAGAAGAGGAAGAGGGAUGAGACUACGACGAGUACGACGACGGGUUCGACUGAAGGGGAUGGGAGGGGGGAGAAGGCGGAGCCUGCGAAGAUGUAAAGACAUGCACGUAGGUUGACCGAGAUCCAACGAUGGGAUUCACGAUUUCUUCGGGCUUGUAACGUUGAAGAACCUGGAUUUUGGGGGUUGUUAUAUGCAUCACCUGCCCUCGAGAUGUAGAAAUCACAUAUAUAGAGUCUGCAGCUGCAGCUAGAGCAGCCGCAGCCGCCAUGAUGAAUGAAUAUUUGCUUUCGCA
Messenger RNA from Colletotrichum phormii, 2108 nucleotides. RefSeq names its product NUDIX hydrolase domain-like protein. NCBI's taxonomy places the organism in Eukaryota, Fungi, Ascomycota, Sordariomycetes, Glomerellales, Glomerellaceae. Gene Ontology annotation, molecular function: coenzyme A diphosphatase activity. The record is from RefSeq and is a predicted model, not a curated record. The transcript has 3 exons. Bases 482 to 1912 code for a protein of 476 amino acids. Gene Ontology annotation, biological process: coenzyme A catabolic process.